This is a messenger RNA of Gastrolobium bilobum, 1512 nucleotides long. RefSeq lists its product as uncharacterized. Bases 156 to 1193 code for a protein of 345 amino acids. Gene Ontology annotation, cellular component: cytosol. The transcript has 3 exons. Lineage: Eukaryota; Viridiplantae; Streptophyta; Magnoliopsida; Fabales; Fabaceae. The record is from RefSeq and is a predicted model, not a curated record. Gene Ontology annotation, molecular function: protein-folding chaperone binding.
UGGCAACGUAAUCCUAAACAAGUGCAUUUUGUUGAGCCCAGAUGUGUUUGUGUGUGUGUGUGUCCAUGUGGAUGAGUUCCUUGUCUCUCUCAUCUCCACCUGUGACUAUACAACAGUACUAAUUGCUCCUCCGGCGAAUCGGAAAAGGAGAAGGAAUGGGGGUAGACUACUAUAAAGUCCUUCAGGUAGAUCGAAGUGCCAAAGAUGACGAUCUCAAGAAAGCUUAUCGCAAGCUUGCCAUGAAGUGGCAUCCUGAUAAGAACCCUAACAACAAAAAAGAAGCUGAAGCCAAAUUCAAGCAAAUCUCAGAAGCCUAUGAUGUAUGUUUUUGUGUUUUGAGUGAUCCACAAAAGCGAGCUGUGUAUGAUCAGUAUGGUGAGGAGGGAUUGAAAGGGCAGGUGCCGCCCCCUGGCGCCGGUGGAUUUUCUGGUGGAAGUGAUGGCGGACCAACGACGUUCCGGUUCAACCCCAGAAGUGCAGAUGAUAUAUUUUCGGAGUUCUUCGGGUUUUCAAGCCCCUUUGGUGGAAUGGGUGAUAUGGGUGGUGGUCGUGCUGGUGUAUCUGGCUUUCCCAGGGGCAUGUUUGGGGAUGACAUUUUCACUUCUUUUAGGAGUGGGGCUGGAGAAGGCUCUGGUAAUGUGCCAAGGAAAAGUGCACCCAUAGAGAGAACAUUGCAAUGCAGUUUGGAAGAUUUGUACAAAGGCACUACCAAAAAAAUGAAGAUUUCCAGGGAGGUUACUGAUGCCAGUGGGAGAUCCACCACAGUAGAGGAAAUUCUAACUAUUGAGAUCAAGCCAGGAUGGAAGAAAGGGACAAAAAUAACAUUUCCAGAGAAGGGAAAUGAACAGAGAGGAAUAAUACCAGCAGACCUUGUUUUCAUUAUUGAUGAGAAGCCUCAUAGUGUCUUCAAAAGGGAUGGCAAUGAUCUUGUUGUCACCCAGAAGAUAUCUCUUGUAGAAGCUCUGACAGGUUAUACGGUGCAACUGACAACCCUCGACGGAAGGAAUCUUUCGGUUUCGAUCAACUCCAUCAUUAGUCCAACAUAUGAAGAAGUUAUUAAAGGAGAGGGUAUGCCUAUUCCCAAGGAACCUUCAAAAAAGGGAAACUUGAAAGUCAAGUUCAAUAUCAAGUUUCCCUCCAGACUUACAUCAGAGCAGAAAACUGGCAUUAAGCGAUUACUUACAUCUUCAUAAACACUGGUUUCUCUCCCUACCGUAUUUUGAACCGUGUAAGAUUGGAAUUGUUUUUAAUCUCGGUUUUCGAUUUACAAAUGAAAAUUCUUGCCUUUGUGAACUGGUUUUAUAUUAGAACAGUUUGUUAGAAGUUUGAUAUUUGUUUUCUGUUUCAUGUGUUGUUUAGUUUUUGGUUCUGAUUGAAAAAUCCUCUUAACCACUUGCCUACUAGUUUCUAUUAAAAGUUUUGGCAGAAUUCACAUUAUGUGUACUUGCAGAUUAGGGUCUUUAUUUAUUUUUUGUCCUAGUUUAUCAUUGUAUAGCUUUGUUAAUCAUUUGA